UUGACGCUCGUCCCGUCUGGCUCGUGUCUCCGCAGCGGCGGAGGAAUAAGAUGCGGAGCAGCAGCGGAACCGGAGCCCGUGGCCCGGACCAGCCCAGAACCAGAACCCAGAGGCAAGCUACCCGAACCCGGAGCGGCGCGGCGCGGCUCGCACACAGAAUGACAGCAGCGGCGACAGAGAGGUUCUCCAGCCGCUGAGAGAGGCUGCUAUCCGGGCAGCUAACAGCGCGAUGACCGCGGAGGGAAGCGGAACGAUCCGCAGCCGCAUCAAGAACCUCCUGCGCUCUCCUUCCAUUAAGCUGCGGAGGAGGAGGAGCGGCACGGCGCGGCAGCAGGAGGAGCUCAGCGGCAAGGUGACCUUGGAGAAGGUUCUGGGGAUCACGGCUCCAGGGAACCGAGCGCUGGCCUGCGACCCCCGAACCGGACUGUUGGCUUAUCCUGCUGGCUGUGUCGUCGUCCUGUUGAAUCCUCGGAAGAACAAACAGCAUCACAUCUUCAACAGCUCCAGGAAGGCUAUCACCACGCUGGCCUUUUCUCCAGAUGGGAAGUAUGUCGUCACAGGAGAGAGCGGCCACAUGCCGGCGGUUCGAGUCUGGGACGUGUGUGAGCGGGUCCAGGUGUCUGAGCUGCAGGAGCACAAGUACGGCGUCUCCUGCGUGGCGUUCUCUCCCAACAGCAAAUACAUCGUGAGCGUCGGGUACCAGCACGACAUGAUGGUCAACGUGUGGAGCUGGAAGAAAAACGUGGUGGUUGCAGCCAACAAAGUGUCCAGUAAAGUGACGGCCGUCUCCUUCUCAGACGACAGCUCCUACUUUGUUACCGCCGGAAACCGCCACGUCAAGUUCUGGUACCUGGACCACGCCAAGACCUCCAAGGUGAACGCCACCGUCCCUCUGCUGGGGCGUUCAGGGCUGCUGGGAGAGCUCAGGAACAACUUCUUCAGCGACGUGGGGUGUGGGCGGGGUCGGCAGGCCUCCUCCACCUUCUGCAUCACCUCCUCCGGUCUGCUGUGCGAGUUCAACGACCGGCGACUCCUCGACAAGUGGGUGGAGCUGCGGGCGUCUCAGGCCACCUGUCUGUCCGUCACAGACGAGUUGAUCUUCUGUGGUUGUUCUGACGGGACGGUUCGAGCCUUCAGCCCCGUCAACCUGCACUUCCUGUGCACUUUGCCCCGCCCACAUUGUCUGGGGACGGACAUCGCCAGCAUGGUGGACGCCAGUCAGCUGUUCUCGUGCCAGCCGGAGGCCCGAUACCCGGACACGGUGGCGGUGACCUAUGACCCCGCCAGCCGCUGGCUGUCCUGCGUCUACAAUGACCACAGUGUUUACGUUUGGGAUGUUCGUGACCUCCGUGACCCCUGCAGGGCAGGAAAGCUCUACUCCGCCCUCUACCACUCCUCCUGUGUGUGGAGCCUGGAGGUGUACCCAGAGGGUGGGGGGGCGUGGGGAGGGGCACAGCUCCCCCCUGGCUCCUACCUGUCCUGCUCCUCAGACAACACCAUCCGACUGUGGAACACUGACGGCCACAAGCUCCUCACCAGGAACAUUCUGAGCCAGGAUUUACAAAAGGUCAUUUAUGUGGACGACAAUGUCACCACCCUGCUGGACCCAGAGAGCGCCACCGUCACCGGGGGAAACACGGAGAAGGCGGGGUCAUCAGGCUCAGACGGGCAGCAGACUGACCAGAGCAGGGCAGGCAUUAGGACCCUGAGAGUGAGCCCUGAUGGACAGCACCUGGCCUCUGGAGACCGCAUGGGAGUCCUCAGGAUCCAUGAUCUGGAUGGUAUGGAGGAGAUCUUGAAUGUUCAGGCUCACGACUCAGAGAUUCUCUGCCUCGAGUUCUCCAAACCAGAUACUGGUCUCCAGUUGUUAGCCACAGCCAGUCGUGAUCGUCUGAUCCACGUCCUGGAUGCAAGCAGAGACUACAGUCUGGUUCAGACUCUGGACGAACACUCGUCCUCAAUCACUGCUGUCCGAUUCGCUGCCAAUGAGGGGAAGGUGAGGAUGAUCAGCUGUGGAGCUGAUAAGAGCGUCUACUUCCGCACUGCUCAGCAGGUGGAGGGCGGGCUGGAGUUCACUCGGACUCAUCACGUGGUGAGGAAGACCACUCUGUACGACAUGGACGUGGAACCAACCAGGAAGUACGCAGCAGUGGGCUGUCAGGACCGCAGCAUCAGGAUCUUCAGCAUCAAUAACGGUAAGCAGAAGAAGAUGUAUAAAGGCUCCCAGGGAGAAGACGGGACUCUCAUCAAGGUGCAGAUCGACCCGUCAGGUCUCUACAUCGCCACUUCCUGUUCAGACAAGAACAUCAGCAUCUUUGACUUCUACUCUGGAGAAUGUGUGGCCACGAUGUUCGGACACUCAGAGAUAGUCACCGGUUUGAAGUUCAGCAGUGACUGUAGACACCUGAUCACAGUGUCUGGAGACAGCUGUAUCUUUGUGUGGCGUCUCAGUCCAGAGUUGACCAUCAGGAUGAGGCAGCGACUCGCUGACCUUCGACCUCCUGGCUGUGCUCAGACCUCCCAGAAUGCACCUCAGCAAAAAGUGGUCAACCACAGCCGGGAAGUGUCUUCUCCUCGUGUCGUCAACAUGUCGUCUGACAGCGACAAGGAGGAGGAAGAGGAGGAGGAGGAGGAGUGCAGGAGUCCUUAUAUGGUCACAGCAGGACGCCUCGAGGAGGAGGAGGAGACAGAGAUGUGUGACGAGACCUUGGACCCUCAGCGCUGCAGAGACGUGAAGGACGCAGCGGGGGGGCGCCUCCCUCGUCGGCGAUGGUCCAGGAGGACGGGCAGCAACGGAGUCCUGAUGGUGAAGUCCAUGUUGGACCUGAGACUGCUGGACUCGUACUGUCCUGACAGACAGGUGGAGCUGGGGGCGGAGCAAAAGGUGAAGACACGCCCCGUUGAUGUUAGCCCCUCCCGCUGUCGCCCGCGUGUCGGCCAGUUUGUGGGGGUGGGGCUUCACAGGACCAAUCAGGAGCUGGGGAGCAGCAUCAGUCUGCAGGUCAACACUGCAUGGGCAGAGGACAACGAGGUAAGGACCAACCAGAGGCCAGGCUUCAUCCCGCUGUCCAAUCACAGCCCAGACAGGGAGGCUGUGGUGCUGUAUCCCGACCAAGUGGAGGACAGAGUGAGCCUGGCAGCAAGUGAGUUCCAGGUGAAGGAGGCGUGUCCUGCUGCUGCAGGUGGACGUCAGGACAAACCCAGUCCAGACAGCGGCUGCUCACUGGGAUUCAGCUCCAGGCUGUCCAGUCCAGUCAGACCUGCAGGAGAAGAACCUCUCAGUGUGGAUGGGAACUCCUCUGAGCUGGAGAUGGAGGAGGACGAGGAGGAGGAGGGCGGAGGAGGAGCAGCAGAGGUCACGACCCCUCAAAUCGUACCUCAGACUCCAGACCAGGAAGCCUUCCUGAAGGAACACUUUGUCACUCUGGCCGACCUCUCAGGUUCAGGAAGUCCCAGCAGAGCGUCUCACAGCUCCAGUGAGAGUCUCAGCAUCUCUUCCAGGUUCCUCUCACAGAAUCCGACUGCAAGUCGGACUGUGUUUCCUCUCCCAUCUCGGACCACUGGAGGAGGAGGGGAGGUGAAGGCCCGCCCUCUCGUCUCAGAAGUCCGCCCUUUGAUGGGGGAAAACCAGAACCGGACCCAGGACAGGAGGGUGUCAUGGAACCAGGACCAAACCCAGAAUCAGGACCAAAUCUCCUUAGUUCAGGACCAGGCACAGUCCCAGAACAGGAUCAACCAGGACCAGCCUCCUCAAGUUGUGAACCAGAACCAUCUCCAGCAGCCCCUCCGGCUCUCCCCACUGAAGAAGAAGGUCCAAACCGCGGUGGAGUCUAAGAGGAAUCUGGGACCGACAGCCCGAGCCGCCGCCUCCCAUCUGAACUCCUCUUCUGGACUUCGGAAGACUCAGUCGGUCCAAAACCUGCUGACGGACACAGGUGAGUCCUCUCUCUCGGCCUCUCCAUCCAGAGAGGUCCAGCCUCAGAUGCUGCUCCCCCUGCAGCGCCCCACCACCCUCCCCUCCUCCCCGAGACGCCCCCUGUCCAUGGCCCCUCCCCCUCAGAGAGCCAGCCCCGCCUCCCCCAGGUCCCCCCAACAGGAAGCAGCCGCUGCCAUCUCGACUACACCUUUGUCUGCUGUCGGCACCCCGAGGAAGUCUUCCUCCUCCUCCUCCUCCUCCACCGUGGUGGCGUCGCGCUCCUACAUGAGUCCCACCGCCAGCUCCAUGGCCAAGAUGUCUCGCUCCGCCUCCGUGGGCGACGGCCUCAACAUCUCAGAAUCUGGCGAGGACCCCCCAGUGACAUCAUCGGCUGCGUUGACGUUAAGCCCCUCCUCUCAGGUCAAAGACACGCCUCCUCCUCUUGUCACCGUGGUGCCCUCCAAUGCAGCUCUGGCCACGCCCCCCCACGCCGUCGUCGCCUCCUCGUCUCUGGGUAACCAGACAGCCCCUCCCCCCCCCCGGAGCCUCCAGGCUCGGGUCCCCGGCAGCAGCCGACCGCUGCCUGACAAGCCCUCCCUCGCCUCCUUGUCCUCCUCCUCGCGGCCUCCUCCGGUCUCCGUCGCCCCCCUGACUCCACCUCGGCAGGAGGCGGAGCCUCCGAAUCCUGGAGGCGGCAGCAGCGUGGAGCCGAGAGCCGACGCAGACCAGCCAAUCAGCAUGGAGACCUGCAGGGCUCUGACCAAUGAGCUGCAGAGCUGCUUCAAGAGAGCAACUCACCUGUACAGGAGGGUGAGCGGCUCCUCUCAUGAUGACUCCGCCUCCGACCAGCAUCAGAUGGCCGUCGUCCUAUCAGAGGCCUUCCAGGGAAUGAGGGCGGAGUUAGACUGCCUGCCGCUCGGUAUGCAGAGCAUGCUGGGAGUGGAGGGGGGGCUGGAGGGGGGGCUGGGGGGAGUGGGGGGGGAGAAGAUGGCGGCGCUGCUGGAGGAGUACUCUCUGCUGCUGCUGCAGGCCGUUCACCGCAGGGUCGACACGCACCACUGAGGCUCCUCCCCUUCCUCCUCCUCGUCUUCACAGAUGACGAAUCUGAAGCCAUUUACAUCGUGUCUGAACUUUCUUUCCUUUUUUUAUUCUUAUGCAACAAUCUUUCUGCUUUUAAAGGAACUUUUUUUUAGAAACUGAACGACCAAAGUUUCUCUCGAGUCGUUUUUUUAAAGACGUUUCAGCAAAGUUUUUCUUUUCAUUGAACUGAAUCUGAAACGUUGAUGUCAUGAGAUGCUUUGAGCAAACUUUAUUGAUCCCGAGUUCACUUUCCUGUCAGACUACUGAUGCUUUUAUAACUUAUUAAAGGAACACUUUAACACUGACAACACAAGUUUGA
This is a messenger RNA of Cyclopterus lumpus (lumpfish), 5315 nucleotides long. RefSeq names its product mitogen-activated protein kinase binding protein 1 (gene mapkbp1). Gene Ontology annotation, molecular function: protein binding. NCBI's taxonomy places the organism in Eukaryota, Metazoa, Chordata, Actinopteri, Perciformes, Cyclopteridae. The transcript has 30 exons. The coding region runs from base 230 to 4978 and encodes 1582 amino acids. The record is from RefSeq and is a predicted model, not a curated record.